UUGUCUGCACGGUGCUGACGCCAUUCAAUCAACCAGAGCGCAGGAGGCGGUCCUACCAUAGCACGAGGUUAGGUUGACUUACUCAGGAUGUGAGUUUGCCCCGCGUGGAUGGAUGGUUGAAAUGUGGCACAUCUCUGACAAACAUAAUUCAUCGUAGCUGGAUAAUUUUCCCACUCCUGCCAUGACUUACGAAGGAAACGUUUAGCUCUCAAAGACAUGGAGGGACAUGAAGAGGAGAGACUAUGUGGGAAAUGGAGAGUAGCCUGUGGUCUGUACAGUUACAACUUAAGGGAUGUCUUCACAUGGCGCCUGCUGAAGACCAUAGUCAUGGGGCAGAUCCUGUCCCUGCUGAUCUGUGGGACAGCAGUGAGCUGUCAGUACCUGGCCGAGUACAAGGUGGAGACACCCAUGCUGCAGAGCUUCCUCAACUACACCCUGCUGCUGCUCGUCUAUACGACCAUCCUCUGCACCCGAAAAGGUGACAGGAACAUCCUGCAGAUUUUAAAAAACAAGUGGUGGAAGUAUUUGGUGAUGGGUCUGGCAGAUGUGGAGGCAAACUAUGCAGUUGUGAAGGCCUACCAGUUUACCACCCUGACAAGUAUACAGCUGCUGGACUGCUUUGUGAUCCCAGUGCUGAUGGUGCUUUCCUGGUUCUUCCUGAAGACCCGCUACAAGCUGGUCCACUUUGUAGCCGUGAUGGUGUGUUUGUUGGGAGUAGGGGCCAUGGUAGGAGCUGACAUUCUGGCUGGGAGAAACCAGGGAUCCACCAGCGAUGUCAUGUUGGGAGAUGGGCUGGUCCUGCUCAGUGCUGUCCUCUAUGCUGUAUCCAAUGUGUGCCAGGAGCACACGGUGAAGAACUUGAGCCGAAUCGAGUUCCUGGGCAUGAUGGGACUUUUUGGAACCCUCAUCAGUGGCAUUCAGCUAGCUGUUCUGGAAACGCGAGCAGUAGCUGCAAUAGAGUGGAAAUUUCACAUUUGCAUGCUGUUUGCAAUGUACGUCCUGUGUAUGUAUGCACUGUACAGCUUCAUGCCUGUAGUGGUGAGGAUGACCAGUGCUACUGCAGUCAACCUCUCUCUGCUCACUGCCGACCUCUUCAGCCUCUUCUGCGGCCUUUUCCUCUUCCGCUACACAUUCUCAACCCUGUACAUCAUCUCGUUUGUCGUCAUCACUUUGGGCUUUGUCAUGUUCAACGCCGUUCCCACAUACUCUGCUUUACCGGAGUCCGGCUCCAGCGAUGGCGACCCCGCUGAAGCGUCUGCUGAUCCAACAGCUGAGAGCUCGUCAGAUCACCUCCUGUCAGCAGACAGAGAAACUCAGAGAACUGAGACGCUCACUGCCGUUGCUGCACUUUGAAACUGACUAAAGGUCUUUCUGUUUUGAGAAAGGCUCUCUGUUUUAUGCUGUUACACUGGUAUGCAUUUUGUUGUACGGUACCAGGUAGUUAACUUGUUUUUUUAAAUGCAGUUUUAUGACUUGAGGUAUUGUUCAUUCCCGUUUUAUGUUGCGUAAUUUUUUAAACAAUGGUCAAAUAUCUUGUUACUCCAUCUGCACUAACACAAACAAUUCCUAAAUGACUGCUAUUUAUUGUCCCAAAACUGAUCAGUUACUUGUCAAUCCUUUCUCCUUUUUUUUUUAUUUUUUUUUUUAGAUUAAUAUAUUGUGUAAUGUGUUUUUAACCACUGUAUUAUGUCAUUGUUUUGAAUUUGAACUCAAACCAAUCAAAACGUUGUAUUCUACUUUUGUUGCCUAUGGUGCUGUUACAAAUUUCAUUUGGUAAAUUUACCAAAUAUACUGUAAAUCACGUGGCUUUCUUUGCCUUAUAUUGCCAAAAGUACAGCAUGUUAACAUGCAGCAGGAGUGUUUACUUUUUUACUAUUAAAUUAAUUUUAUAUUCUC
Messenger RNA from Larimichthys crocea (large yellow croaker), 1896 nucleotides. Its product is annotated as solute carrier family 35 member F2. The record is from RefSeq and is a predicted model, not a curated record. Gene Ontology annotation, cellular component: membrane. Gene Ontology annotation, molecular function: transmembrane transporter activity. Lineage: Eukaryota; Metazoa; Chordata; Actinopteri; Sciaenidae. Gene Ontology annotation, biological process: transmembrane transport. The transcript has 9 exons. Bases 217 to 1353 code for a protein of 378 amino acids.